GUAUAUAUCUUCAGGAUGGGAACAAACAUUUUAUUUGUAUAUAUAAUAAGCCUUUACCUAAUUCCCCUCUUUAAUUAUUCCUUCCUUCGCAAAUCCCCACUUUUGUGUUUUUCAUCGAUGCGGUUCUUGAAGAAGUCUCCUACUGCAGGCGCCGGUGUGAACCCGCGUGGUAUUGUAAUAGCACUAUUAACAGUGGUGACUUUUUUGACGUUAUUGCUACUGAUUUCUUCUUCACCUCCGAUCCCUCAUAAUGUUAAUGCUGUGAAGUUAAAGAAAGAAGGAGGAAGAGCAACCCCAUCGUCUCAGAAACUCCACCACCGUAGGAUGAGGCGGCCAUCCUAUGUUUUACAGUCAAGUAAGAGAAAAGUUCCAAAUGCUUCAGACCCACUUCACAAUCGUUGACUGAUUAAUUACUACUCCUUUCUUCCUUUUUGUUUACAUUCACAUCAUCCCAUCUUUCCGUAUAUAAACAUAUUUUUAUAAAUAAUCACAUUCAUUUCUCACACUUCUUAUUAUUAUAUAUAUACAUAUCAUUUUUUUUCUUUUGGAUUUUGUGAUGGGUAUUAACGUGAUUGAAAAUGGUUGUGCUGUGUGUGCAAAUGAUAGAUGGAAACAUUAUCGGAAUAGUUUUCAAGAUUUUGAGACUCGUGUCACUUGGGUUUGGGUUCUACAGUGGGACAUGAGUUUCAAAACCAGCAAGUGUUUUUUGAUUCCAUUUAUAAUACAAAAGCUUAUUUUUCACUCUAACACUUCUCAAUCUAAUAUUUUUUCUUGCUGUUCUUAUGCUUCAAGAUCGCAUUUCUAUUACUUGAUUACUCAUGUUUCUGAACACUUCAACUUGCUUGAUAGUCUCUUGAAGUUGAAGAUGUUAACUAUGAAGUUAUGGUUGUGGGUAUGGAUGACAGAGUUUAGUUUCACUAGUUGAUUAAUACAAAAUUUUAAAUUGUGGAUGGAAAAGUAAUAUACAAAAAAGAAAAGAGGAAAAAAAAAAAAGAAAAAAAGUGGGUGUGGCUCAGAUGGGGAUAAGGGUAGGGUGGAUAUUUCAUUCUCUGGUGGAUGGAUGGAUAUGAGAAGGAUAAAAGGGAUAGAUUUUAAUUCUAUACUUAUGAUGUUACAUCUUUGGUCUACAUUAGUUUUUUUCCCAGGGUCAGUUUAAUCUUUGAUUUCAUUGAUUGAUUUUGUUUGUUUUGGUCUUCCAAGUUUGUAAUUUAUUGCUUAUUUACAACCAAAAUUCUGGCUAAUUAUUUUUCUUAAAAUACGUUGCUAAUUUGUAGAACAUGAAAUACUGAGCAUUUCAAGAGAAUGAAAAGAAAAGAGAGAUUAUUGCCUUGAUUAAGGUAGGCCAAGGGUCAUAUUUGGAUUUAUUGUUAGAUUAAAAGUAGAUUAUAUAUAUUAAAUUGAAUUGAGUUCCAUGUCAUCAACUAUUCAACCUCUUGGGAGGAUGAGAAGAGUGGUCAAUUGAUGUUUUUACUGAAUGAAACAUGAAUUAGCAAGGAUAGAAGUUAUCCUAAUACUAUUAUAUAAAUAAUAUAUAAUGUUAGAUGAGUGGAGAAUAGUGGGAGUAUUGAAUUUAAAUAAUGACAGUGAAUGCAAAUUUAGGUAGAUCUUAAAAUUUGGUGAAGUUGGUGAAGAAAUAGGACAUUUAUAGCUGGCUUGCUUUUGUCAACUUCAUAAUUUUGCAGUAUCUUAAGGUUGUAAGGAAUUAAAUUUCCUAAGCUUACAAUUGGAACUGUCGAUAAUGUUUCUUUGUAGCUCUCAAUUAAUUACUAUUGCUUCCUAAUCCUUUUUUCCUCUUAUUAUUUCUCCAUUUUCCUCUUAAUCAGUAAUCACCAUUGGAAAUUAAUAAUUGUUAUUUAAGCCAAUAAUUAAUUGAAAGUUGAUGUGGCGGAAUUAGUGGCAAUGGCAUCGCAUGCAAUUGUGUGCUUACUCUUUCAAGGAAAGCAAAGUCCGACACUUUUAACACCAAAAUUAUAGAAUAACCAACGCACGCUUCUUAUAAUUCUUCAUUCUCUUUUCUAUUAAUUCAUCCCAUCUUCUUAUUUACAAAGAGGAGAAAAAACUUGGUUACAAUACAUUUAAAUUUACGGCUAUUUUAAACAUAAACAAUAUAUUUUUGUGUUGCCUGAGAAGUGGAAGAAUUGAUUUUUUGAGUGCUAUUGUUUGAAUUUAUGAAAUUGGAAUUGGUUGAAUUGCCGCAAAAUAAGGUCCAAAUUGGAAAGAAAGAUUGGGUAUCGAUCAGCAUCUUCACCGCUGAUGGUGUUAUUGUUAUGUAUGAUUGGAUUCAAGAAUGGUAAUAUGUCCUUUUAACUUCACCGCCAAUCAAUCCCUCUGAUCCAAAUCCAUCCUCUUCCCCAUUCAUAUUUAUUAUAAUUCCACAUCUCAUUUUCCUUCCACCUCCAAUUCCUCCGCUGCUUCCUCUUCCUCUUCCUCCGCCAUGUCCGAUCAAGAAAACUCCCCUCAGUCCCAUCUACAAUUCCCAGACUCCGAUAUCAAACACAAAGAUCCCAUCAAACCCCCCAUGCAAUUCGCUACCAAAUUCAGCAUAUGGCCACCAACACAACGCACUCGCGACGCCGUUAUAAGUCGUCUCAUCGAAACCCUCUCCACCCCUUCCAUUCUCUCGAAACGUUUCGGCACCAUUCCGCCCGAUGAAGCAGCCACCGUCGCGCAGCUCAUCGAGGAAGAAGCGUAUGCCUACGCCAAUGGCUCUCCCCCCUCCGUGGACGACGGCAUCGAGAUUCUCCAGGUUUACUCCAAGGAGAUUAGUAAGCGGAUGCUCGAAGCUGUGAAGGGUAGACCGAGUCCCGCGGCUCCGGCAGAAAAUGGUGAGACGGAGGAAGUAAGAUCACCUGUUGUUGAAACUAAUCAUGAAACCCCAACUUUGGAAACUGGAAAUUGAAUUUUUGGGGUUUUUUUAAUCUUAAUCUUAUUACCCUGUUUGAGCUUCUUUUUUUUUUUUCUGGAGAUCUGCGUGUUCUCUGUCCAUACAUUGGUUGCAAGAUAAUUAUUUGUUCUUGUGCUUUAUGGUUUUAAAUUCAAUGAAAAAUGCAAGCAUUUUUUUUGCCUAGAGAUACUCGGCUUCGA
Molecule: messenger RNA, 3084 nt
Organism: Cucumis sativus (cucumber)
Lineage: Eukaryota; Viridiplantae; Streptophyta; Magnoliopsida; Cucurbitales; Cucurbitaceae
Product: MFP1 attachment factor 1
Exons: 1
Coding region: 2435-2899 (154 amino acids)
Biological process (GO): mitotic cell cycle; lateral root development
Source: RefSeq, a predicted model, not a curated record